AUGGCGCCUUGGGAAGAUUUCGACAGUGUUUUCUCCUUCAACAAGAACUUUGUGUAUGAUGGCAAGGUCAUUGAACAGAUUCUGUCCAACCGCCGGGCUUUGGAGAACCAGCUGUUCGCCGACAGACUCCUAGGACUGCUCGGCGUGAAAGCAGUCACGAAAGUAUACCCUCCAAAGUCCAACGCAGACCUCCGAACCCUUUUCGGGCACAUCGUAUCAUCCCCACUGGAUAUCCAUCACAAGCAGGCCUUGAUCUACUACCUUUUGAAGGACUGCCGGGCAGCCAAUGACUAUGCUUCACAAUUUUCGCGGCGAUUCCAUCUACCUGAAAAGUACCGUCUCUUCAUUGAAGGGCUUUGGAACCUGGACAGGUUAGAAUUCAGGCGCGCUAUCGAAUAUUUGACCGAACCCUCCAUCAUUCCAACAUUUCCCGAUGAAAUCCUUUACGUUCUCACCCUCCCACAGCUUCCCAAGCACGAUGACAGCCUCGUAAUGGCAUAUUAUCUCACCGUAAGCCCACCACUGGCAUCCACAAAGGUCCAGAAAGCAUUCUUCAGAACCCUUUGUCGCUCCAGUAUUACGGAGGCCUUUUACUUUACCCGAAACUAUGACGACUCGCUUCGCCAGAAUUACCUUGCGCAGCUCAUUGAAUUCGUGCACUCGACCGAAGCGGGCGAGACCCGGAGCAAGCGCGCUAUGGAAUUGAUUGGUCUUCCCUUCGAUGACCAGGAAGAGGGGUGGUUCGAGGACUGUCUUCUCCGUGGAAAUGCAAAGGGGUUGCAUGGCGCUAAGGACACCGUCAUGAUGCGCCGUCUUGCGACAGGGAAGUUAGAAAACUUGUCUGCCGAUCUCGAGUCCUUGGGCGGCAAGAAGGUCGAUGGUCUGAACUGGGACAUUCUCAGACAAGCAGAUGAUAUCAAAAUCGACCUAACCGCUGGUAAAGGCCGUCCAGAAUGGGUCUUUUCUUGUUAUGGUCCUGGUAAAAACGCCCCAAAGCAAUUGUUUGGGGGUGUCCAGCGGGAGCAAUCUUUCGAAGAGCUGCGGCUGCGUCACUAUGAAGCUGCUGCUGCAGGGAAUGCGGAGCAGGCAGUCCAAGAGGCUCAGGCUUUGUACGCAGAGGCACUGAAGCAGAUGGAUGUCAUAUUGAGCGACCUUGGCGGUGCCGUGAAAUACAUCGUCGAUGGUAUUAAUGAGCAUCCAAAUAGAAUUGAUAUUACAGAAGGCAAGACGGGUCCUGCGUCUAGUCAAGGGCCAUCUCCAUUUGGCCAACCCUCAGCAUUCGGUCAGCCAGCUGCUAGCAAUCAGGCAUCAGGUUUUGGUCAACCGUCGACAAUGGGCCAGAGCUCUGGUUUUGGACAACCAAGUACACUGGGUUCGGGAUCAGCCUUUGGCAAGCCCUCUGGGUUCGGUCAACCAUCGGCCUUGGGCCAACCAUCAGGAUUUGGUCAACCAUCUACGUUGGGGCAGAGCUCUGGUUUUGGACAACCAAGUGCAUUGGCUUCGGGAUCAGCCUUUGGUAAGCCUUCGGGGCUAGGUGGAGGACAACCUGCUUUUGGUAAACCAGCGUUUGGGCAGCCCAGUUUAGGCCAGCCGAACCAGGGUCAGCCUGCAUUCGGUCAACCAUCAGCGUUCGGGCAACCUUCGUCGUUAGGAGGCUCAUCGUUCGGCGCACCUACCAACGCGUCUCCUUUUGGUGCAAUAUCAAACCAAAAUCAGAGCGCAGGUGUCGGUUUUGGCCAAGCUGCGUCAGCUACGUCUCCGUUCGCACAGGCUGCUAGCCAACAACCUGCAGCAGCUUCUGGAUUUGGACAGCCAUCAACAACCCCAGCAACAUCGGGCGGCUUCGGUCAGCCCGCGCAAACACCAUCCCCAUUUGGCCAGCCCCAACCCCAGCCAUCAUCCAAUCCAUUUGGACAACCAUCCACCGCACCAAAUCCUUUCGGGGCUCCCAGUCAACCACAACAGCAACAAGCACAGGCUGCUCCGUCUCCCUUUGGCCAACCAGCGGCCGGCUUCGCACAGCCCGCCCAACAACAACCACCAGCUCCUACCGCUACAGCAGGCACUGGCCCUCCUGGCAUUAUCAAGGUUGAGGAUCCGAAUCAGCUUAGUCCCAUUCCACCCUUGUCUGGCCAGACGAUCCGAGACCCUAUGACCAAGAGACUGUCCACAUGGAAAGGACAGCCCGUCAAGUAUAUUGACAACAACCCGUGUUAUCUGCAUCCUCAAGACCGCCAAACAUACGUUCGCAUCUUCUUCCCGGAUGGGCCUCCCGACCAGGCGAGCUUGAGAGAUGCAACAGGAAAACCGGAAGAGUAUACCCCUGAGGUCACGGAACAGUAUGAGUUCUUUGUUAAAAACGGAUACUUCAAGGACGGCGUCAUCCCAAGCGUGCCACCGAAGACAGAAUGGGUGAGCUUCGACUUUUAG
Messenger RNA from Aspergillus pseudonomiae, 2430 nucleotides. Its product is annotated as FG-nucleoporin nup42. The coding region runs from base 1 to 2430 and encodes 809 amino acids. The transcript is spliced from 4 exons. The record is from RefSeq and is a predicted model, not a curated record. NCBI's taxonomy places the organism in Eukaryota, Fungi, Ascomycota, Eurotiomycetes, Eurotiales, Aspergillaceae.